AUGAAUGACAACAAUCAAAAUGAUAUUGAAAAUAUUGAAUUAGAAAAAAAGAAUCUGGUUUUUAUAUUGGAGAUAGCAAAAUCAUAUAGUAUAUCAACAACUAAAUUAAAGAAAAUGGAAAUCAUUGAAAAGAUAAAAACAGUAGCUAAAAGGAAAAGAGAAUAUGAAGAAGAACAAAAGCAAAAAGCAAAUGUAAUUCAUUCAAUAAAAUUAUUAAAUUAA
Messenger RNA from Dictyostelium discoideum AX4, 222 nucleotides. RefSeq lists its product as hypothetical. The transcript has a single exon. NCBI's taxonomy places the organism in Eukaryota, Evosea, Eumycetozoa, Dictyosteliales, Dictyosteliaceae. The record is from RefSeq and is a predicted model, not a curated record. The coding region runs from base 1 to 222 and encodes 73 amino acids.